Messenger RNA from Lactuca sativa (garden lettuce), 1348 nucleotides. The record is from RefSeq and is a predicted model, not a curated record. NCBI's taxonomy places the organism in Eukaryota, Viridiplantae, Streptophyta, Magnoliopsida, Asterales, Asteraceae.
UUGAUUGAUUAAAAAGAAGAAUCUACUUCAACCGAUAUGCCCUUAGGCACGGCCAUACAUAACAUAGAAAUCACACUUGGAAAGGGUGGACAAUUAGCUAGAGCAGCGGGUGCUGUAGCGAAACUGAUUGCAAAAGAAGGGAAAUCGGCCACAUUAAAAUUACCUUCUGGGGAGGUCCGUUUGAUAUCCAAAAACGGCUCAGCAACAGUCGGACAAGUGGGGAAUGUUGGGGUGAACCAGAAAAGUUUGGGUAGAGCCGGAUCUAAGCGUUGGCUAGGUAAGCGCCCUGUAGUAAGAGGAGUAGUUAUGAACCCUGUAGACCAUCCACAUGGGGGUGGUGAAGGGAGGGCCCCAAUUGGUAGAAAACAACCCACAACCCCUUGGGGUUAUCCUGCACUUGGAAAAAGAAGUAGAAAAAGGAAUAAAUAUAGUGAUAAUUUGAUUCUUCGUCGCCGUAGUAAAUAGGAGAGAAAAUAGAAUUUCUUUCUUCGUCUUUACAAAACAAAAAAAUAGGAGGAAGCUGUGACACGUUCACUAAAAAAAAUCCGUUUGUAGCGAAUAAUUUAUUAAAAAAAAUAAAUAAGCUUAACACAAAAGCAGAAAAAGAAAUAAUAAUAACCUGGUCCCAGGCAUCUACCAUUAUACCCAUAAUGGUCGGCCAUACUAUUGCUAUCCAUAAUGGAAAGGAACAUUUACCUAUUUAUAUAACAGAUCGUAUGGUAGGACACAAAUUGGGAGAAUUUGCACCUACUUUAAAUUUCCGAGGCCAUGCAAAAAGCGAUAAUAGAUCGCGUCGUUAAAAAACGUUUGUUUAUGUAUAAUAAUAUAUAUAGAUAUUUAUCAUUGAUUAGUAGGAGGCGAACUUUAUGUUAAAUAAGAGAACAACAGAAGUAUACGCUUUAGGUCAACAUAUAUCUAUGUCUGCUCACAAAGCGCGAAGGGUAAUUGAUCAAAUUCGUGGGCGUUCCUACGAAGAAACACUUAUGAUAUUAGAACUCAUGCCUUAUCGAGCAUGUUAUCCAAUUUUUAAAUUAGUUUAUUCUGCAGCAGCAAAUGCUAGUUUCAAUAUGAGUUCGAAUGAAGUAAAUUUAGUCAUUAGUAAAGCUGAAGUCAAUGAAGGUACUAUUGUGAAGAGAUUAAAACCUCGCGCUCGAGGGCGUAGUUUUGCGAUACAAAAACCUACCUGCCAUAUAACUAUUGUAAUGAAAGAUAUAUCCUUAGAUGAAUAUAUAGAUACCGACUCUAUUACAUGGUCACAAAAACCUAAAUCGAAAAAAAAGCAUACAACUAUGUCGUAUUAUGAUAUGUAUAGUAAUGGGGGAACAUGGGACAAAAAAUAAAUCCAAUU